Nylanderia fulva is the source of this 736-nucleotide messenger RNA. The record is from RefSeq and is a predicted model, not a curated record. Lineage: Eukaryota; Metazoa; Arthropoda; Insecta; Hymenoptera; Formicidae.
AGAUGUUUAUUACAAAGAAAUGUCAAACAUCGAGCAAAAAAGAAGUUGGUGUUUUAUGCGAUCUUUGUAUGGGGUUGUGCCUUUAUCAUAAGUAGUAUCUGUGUCAUCAAAGAUUCUAUUUCCGCAACCAAACUUGCAUCAAAUAAGAUUGUACGACUGACACUUGGAAAUUGUGUACGACUGACACUUGGAAAUUGCUCGCUCUCUGAGAAAGAACCGUUUACAUUUUAUGGAAUCAAAAGUGUUUGUGUCAUUGGUAGCAUUUGCUUGUCCUUCUCUACAGCACUGAAGAUCGCACGCUGUAAAAAGCAAACAAGCUUUCGUCUAACAGAUUCAGAAAGCAAGCGGUAUAAUGACAAUAAGGAAUGGUUUAAUCUGUAUCUGAAGCUAUUUAUUAUGUUGUUUAUCACGAUGAGUAUAAAUUGAACUCACGCAGAAUGUCUGUAUCUUUAUCAUAUUUGUAUGCAAAAAGAAUAUCAAAUUGAUGUUACUGAAGCGAUUCGGAUAUGAGAUGAAUGUAACAUCAACUACUUGCACUGCAACGUCACAGAUGUCUACGCAGGAAAAGGCUAAUUCUUCUGAACAAGAAAAAUGUCACGCGAAAGAUUUGUCCGAUGAAACUCACCUUUAAUGUUAUAAUAUGUAAAAAAAAAAGUUUUAUAGUAGAUUAGAAAUCAACAAUUAACCAGAAAUGAAUUAUAAUUUUAUGACUUUCAAAUCGAAAAUACUUUUAUAC